GGAGCUGCCUCGACCAGGCUUCCCCAAGACAUGCUGUACCGUCCAGGACAUCCCCCUCAUCAGGUCUGCUGUUGCACCUCUCCUCCUUGCUACACUUCAUAUCUUUUGUUUCUGCAGAAGACAAAAGCUAUUUUGUGUCAGCGAAAGCCCUGAGGCAUGAAUUAGCACCUUGUUAUGUUGUGGCUCUGUGACAGUCAUUAACCCACGCUUUGCAUAAAUUGCAUUUGUUUAAUCUGCAGAUACGCCUCUAACCAUGGACAAGUACAAAAGCACUCUUGUAAAAAGCGUCAAGAGACUCUGAGGCUUUUUUACUGCGUAUAUGUCUGCGUUUCCUUAUCUAAAUUUCAGAUUUAUGUCCGAAACAGUCACUCUUACAUGCUUUUACAUUUUUAAACCAGGAAGGGUAACUCUGACAUCUGGCAUUGUUGCCACCUUAUUGGCGCAAUCUAGAUGUGAAGGAGCAGUCUGUCUUUGUAGAAAUCCACACAGUCAUAAACAGUGGAAAACUAAGUAUAGUCUGAACGCAGUGAUAAACAUGUAUUUGGUUACAAAUUAUUCUCUUGUCUGUAAUUUUGAAACCUGUUUUGUCUUCAUGCUUCACAGUAAAUGUGGCUCCUACCCUCCUGAAAGCUGCCUGUUCAGCCUGAUCGGCAACGUCGGGGCCUUCAUGGUGGUGAUGGUGUGCCUUCUGCGCUACGCACAGGUGAUUGAACACAGCCACCGAUGUUGGGUCAACACCAGCGCUCUGGUGUCCGGCUGCACCAAUGCCAUCGGUCUGGUCAUGGUGGGAAACUUCCAGGUGGAUCACGCCAAAUCUCUUCACUAUGUGGGUGCCGGUGUUGCGUUUCCAGCAGGGUUGCUGUUUGUGUGCCUGCAGUGUGUGCUCACCUACCGGGUGGCUGUGACUGCCCUUGACUACUGGAUGGCCCAUUUCCGGGUGGCUCUGGCACUGGGAGCCAUGGUCUCCCUGGUCCUCAGCGGCAUCUUCUUCAUCCACGAGAGCUUCAUCCUGCAGCACGCUGCAGCCAUCUGCGAGUGGGUCUUCACCGUAGACAUCCUGGUCUUUUAUGGCACCUUCACCUACGAGUUCGGCACCGUCACCAGUGAGACCAUGAUGGCAGGCCUGCAGCAGAGCCACCACCACGGCUCAGGGGUUAUCAUGGGCCCCAGGGCCCGGGGCUCGACGCUAGGCGGGGCAACUAAGGGCCUCAAGUCCCCCGGGGGAAGCAGCACAUCCACACAUCUCAAUUGUACCCCAGAGAGCAUAGCCAUGUUGUAGCUCUGCAUCGCGGCCCAAAGGUCUGAAAUGUCACUGCAGAGGUGCUUCAUGGGCUCCCACAGGAAGGCAGGAUGGCGGCAUGUGGAGGAAGAGAGUGAAUUGUGAUAUCUGUAACUUUUGAACCAACACCAGGUAAUUCCAUCUGUAACACUCUUUUUUAAUUCCCAACAUCAGUGCAAGCUACUCCAGUUACAUUUUCAGUAGCAAUGUUGAAAAGAGGGUCGAAUUUGUGGAGCCACCAUGAAUGUUUUCCAAGAUGGCUGUUGAUCCAGGCAGUUCUGCAUAAGAGUGUUUUCCAAAAGAACUCUGCACUACUGGUGUCUGUGUGGAAAGAGUUACUUAAACCCACAAAGUUUUUCUCCUCCCCAGACUCUCCCACCCACUGCUUUGCUCGGCCCACCUGUUUUUGGCCUUUUGCUUUUCUCUGCACGGCACACUUUUUGAAUGAAAGAACAGUUUAUGUUGGAUUUUUUGAGUUUGCGUAGUGUGUAGAAAACACUGAAUGUUUGAGAGGUGAAUAGUUUUGUGCGUUUUACAGACUGAAAGCAUACAGUCUUCGUUCAAUCAAGCAUAAAUUACGUAGAAAUUACCGACAAAAAUCAUGAAUUUCGCCCGACAGUUUUAUUUGUUUGCACUGAUCAUUUGAAUGCAAAUGCUGAUGGUAUUUUUUAAUUAUUUUACAAAAUAUGUAUACGUGUAUCUUGAGCCACUGUCAUUUUUGAGAUCAUAAUUCAUAUUCAAAAAACACAAAACAGAUGGUCUCCUCUGACGCAAUCACUUUUAGCUAAGAAUCAAGUCAUCUCCCUCGCUGUCCUGUUACUGUCCCACAUGUUGCAUGGUCAGAUGAUUUAUUUGUACAUUUACAUUUCAUGCUACCUUUUUAUUUUGCUGAUGUCAUGUCAAAUGCAAUAAUUGCCAUCAAUCGUCUGAUAAUUUACACUCCACUGGAGUGAACAAUGCCUUUUUCAGUGUGUUGGAGUUGAACACAGGGCUCUUUUUGUUUCAAAACAUUUGAAGUGACCUAUUGUUGGGGAAAAAGAAAAAAAAGAAGUGUGUGUGUGAAGGUAAGACUAAUUCGACUAACACAUUUUCAGAAUAACAUAGUUGUUCACACACUGGUUUGAUUCCAGGCUGGACCCUUGGAAGCCUUAUUUGAGUUUAGCUUUUCUGUUAAGUAUCAAAAGGUGUGAAGCCUUCUCAGUACUUUUGUUCACAGGAGAGGUGAAUAUGAUGCCUGUAGAUCUCACAGUGGUGUCAAAACAGUGCUGCAACCAGACAAUACCGUGCAGGUUGUAAACUGAUGUAAAAGUGACUCAUUUAUUGAGGUAUGAUUUCUUGUUGCCAUUUUCUCUCCAGACUGCCACAAACCCACAAACUGCAGCUGACUAAUGCCACCCAAUUUAGGUUCAGAUUAAGCCUUUUGUUUAAUGAGUGAGGUAUGUUUCAUAACGCACACAUACGCACAGUAUUCUGCCCUCUGCAUAGUGUUGAUAUAUUUUAACCUGUCUAAAACACUGGAUGCCAGCAAUACACAUUUUUUUAAAAAGGUCACAUCACCUACCUCUUUUAUCUUUUUGUGGGUUUGAUGUUGUUUAAAGGUGAAAACUACAGUUCCAAAAUGUUGUCCAUCUCAGUGGUUUGAGGUUCUAUUUAACGUGACGAGGGAUCAGCAGUCCACUGCCCAGUCCACGUCUUUACAAGCGUCAGCAUUUGGCAGGGCAGUGGACGUGCUGUUACACAAGAUGCAUUAAUCACGUGUCAGUUUUCUUUAUUUUCUGUGCAAAUGACUAAACUCCUCAUUGUUUCUGGGACUGCAGCUAUAUUGUUUUUUUUUUUCUGCAAAUAUUGCCAAAAAAGACUGGAAUCCACUGAUUGGUUUUACUGGGUGUCAGCAGUAGGUGUAUGAAUCGGUAUGAGUGUAUUGUUUUAGCCUUAUCCCUCGUACUGUGCCAGGGGAACAUUGUUCAGAUCGUUUUUUUGUUUUAAAUCCUGAGUUCAGCUGUAGCCUGUUUCACCAUACUGUAACCAGGUCACAAGGUGUGACUCCAAAUGGCAGCUUGUAUGAGCCCUCACAUCAGGGUUAGGUUUAUUCAGAAACAGCAUCUAUACCAUAACACUAUCUUCAACAGGCCAAAUAUUCAAUACAAAGAUGGAUUUUCUAACCGUGUUUUGUUUUUUCUUUUGUCAAAAUGUGCACUUCAGUAAACUGUCAAAUGGUUUGUUUGUUUGUUUGUGGGAGAACCCUGUAUGACAAAAGGCUGCCUGACCUGUACAUGUCUUGAACUCUAGCAACACAGAAACAAAUGUCUAUAAACUGUACUGGUCCUAUUUCCUUUGAAUCUGAAAAAUAUGUAAAAGAAUGCUAACGGAGGAGUCCGAGAAAUUCCUGAAAACAAGUCGACACCAAUUAUUUUGUUUCCUUUUAUAAAUUCUGUAAAUAUGUAUGAUUUGUCUAUCAUUUAGGUAUUUUCAUUUGACAGAGAUUUAUAUUCAAAUAUGAAAUAAAAAUGAUAAAUUAUUA
Messenger RNA from Stegastes partitus (bicolor damselfish), 3800 nucleotides. Its product is annotated as transmembrane protein 150A. Gene Ontology annotation, biological process: protein localization to plasma membrane. The record is from RefSeq and is a predicted model, not a curated record. Gene Ontology annotation, cellular component: plasma membrane. The coding region runs from base 320 to 1279 and encodes 319 amino acids. Lineage: Eukaryota; Metazoa; Chordata; Actinopteri; Pomacentridae. The transcript has 4 exons.